AGAAAACGCUACGUUGGAAUAUGUUUUAUCGAUUGAUGCCCAUGGAAACAUCGUUUUGGUUUCCAAUAAUACCGAUUUCAACAGAAGUAACCUCAUAUGGUCUUCUAACGUUUUGACCACAUCUUUUAGUCACACCUUUGCUAUGCUUCAAGACACAGGAAACUUGGUUUUAACCAAAAAUGAAGCAAAACCAAGGGUUAUAUGGCAGAGUUUUGACUAUCCUAGCGACACAGUGCUGCCGUUCAUGAAAAUUGGGGUGAACCGGAAAACUGGUUUUCAUUGGUCCCUUACGUCGUGGAAAUCUCCCGACGACCCAGGAUUCGGGAACAUGACUAUGACGAUCGACCCAACUGGUUAUCCUCAAAUGUUCGUUUAUAAAAAUGGAGCUCCAUUUUGGCGGGUUGGGUCUUGGACAGGUGAAAGAUGGAGCGGCGUGCCACAUAUGACUCUCAACUUUAUCUUCAACAUCACCCACGUUGACAAUGCCAAUGAAGUUAGCACCGUGACCCAAAUCAUGGACCCUUCAAUCUUCUUAAAAUUUGUGCUUCACAACACUGGUCAUUUGACACGAACCAUUUGGCAAGUUAACGAGAAUAGGUGGCUCCAAAUAUGGGAUGAUCCAAGAGGGCAAUGUGACUACUAUCAUCAAUGUGGGUCAAAUAGUAAGUGUGACCCGUAUAAUGAGAAAAAGUUCGAGUGUGUGUGCUUGCCUGGAUCCGAACCCACAAAUCCGCAAGAGUGGAAUAUGAGAAAUUGGUCGAAUGGGUGUGAGAGAAAGAAGAAUGCAUCCGCGUGUCACAGUGGGGAGGGUUUUGUAAAAGUGGCACGUGUCAAGGUGCCAGAUACAUCAAAGGCACGUAUUGAUACGUGGGAGAGUAUGAGCUUGAAAGGGUGCGAGGAGAAGUGCCUAAGGGAUUGUUCAUGUGCAGCAUAUACAAUUGCGGAUGACAUCAAACAGACCGGGUGCUUGACGUGGCAUUCUGAUAUGGAAGACAUCAGAACAUUCGAAAAUGCAGGGCAGGAUUUGUACGUGCGUGUGGAUGCAGAUGAAUUGGCUAAAUAUGAAAGGAAGCAUUAUGGUUCCCUUGGAAAGAAGGGGAUGAUGACCCUCAUAGUCGUUUCUAUUUGCCUGAUAACGUUCCUGGUGAUCUCUUUCUUGUGUUGGUUUGUAAUGAAGAGCAAGAAUCAAGCAAAAAGAAUGCACAAAGAAUAUUUUUUUAAUGGAGAAGACAAUUCUGGCUUAACUCUGUUUGAUCUAAAGGACAUAGUCGAGGCAACAAACAAUUUCUCAGACGCUAACAUGCUUGGAAAAGGUGGUUUUGGUUCCGUAUAUAAGGGUCUACUUAAAGAUGGAAUGGAAAUAGCAGUUAAGAGGCUAUCAUAUUAUUCUGGACAAGGCAUUGAAGAAUUCAGGAAUGAGGUUACUUCAAUUGCAAAGCUCCAACAUAGAAAUCUUGUAAGGAUGUUAGGUUGUUGCGUAGAUGAAGAAGAGAAGAUAUUGAUAUAUGAAUAUCUGCCAAAUAAAAGCUUGGACUCUUUCAUAUUUGAUCAAGUGAGAAAAUUACAAUUAGAUUGGAGGAAAAGAUUUGACAUCAUUUGUGGAGUUUCAAGAGGAAUUUUAUACCUUCAUCAAGAUUCAAGAUUAAGAAUAAUUCAUAGAGACUUAAAGGCCAGCAAUGUCUUGUUAGAUCCUACAAUGAAUCCAAAAAUCGCAGAUUUUGGUACGGCAAGAAUAUUUGGUGGAGACCAAAUUGAAGCAAACACAAACCGUAUUGUUGGAACUUAUGGUUAUAUGUCACCUGAAUAUGCAAUGGAAGGAAUUUUUUCAAUAAAGUCAGAUACAUAUAGCUUUGGAGUUUUACUUUUGGAGAUUGUUACAAGCAGAAAGAAUAGUGGUCAUUAUGAUGAUGUUAGUUCUACUUUGGUUGGACAUAUUUGGAACCUAUGGAGAGAAAACAGAGCUAUGGAGAUUGUUGAUCCAUCAUUAAUAGGUGAAACAUGCCCUGAACAUGAAGUUCUCAAAUGCAUCCAUAUUGGGCUUUUAUGUGUGCAAGAAUAUGCAACAGAUAGGCCUACUAUGUCAGAAAUUGUUUCUAUGUUGGAUAAUGACUCGACUUUUCUCCCUCCAAAGCAACCAGCAUUUCUUUUCAAGAAAACUAAUUAUGAUGAUUCAAAUUCAUCAAUCAGUGAAGGAGUUAAUUCAAUUAAUGAGAUGAGUACUACCGUGAUUGGAGCUCGAUGAAAAUCAUGACUCUCAUAUUUGGUAAUACCCUUAUAAUGCUAUAAUACCU
Messenger RNA from Neltuma alba, 2291 nucleotides. Its product is annotated as G-type lectin S-receptor-like serine/threonine-protein kinase At1g11410. Bases 143 to 2242 code for a protein of 699 amino acids. The transcript is spliced from 8 exons. Gene Ontology annotation, biological process: protein phosphorylation; recognition of pollen. The record is from RefSeq and is a predicted model, not a curated record. Gene Ontology annotation, cellular component: plasma membrane. Gene Ontology annotation, molecular function: ATP binding; protein serine/threonine kinase activity. Lineage: Eukaryota; Viridiplantae; Streptophyta; Magnoliopsida; Fabales; Fabaceae.